Molecule: messenger RNA, 1693 nt
Organism: Carlito syrichta (Philippine tarsier)
Lineage: Eukaryota; Metazoa; Chordata; Mammalia; Primates; Tarsiidae
Gene: SATB1
Product: SATB homeobox 1
Exons: 8
Biological process (GO): chromatin remodeling; regulation of transcription by RNA polymerase II
Molecular function (GO): RNA polymerase II cis-regulatory region sequence-specific DNA binding; DNA-binding transcription factor activity, RNA polymerase II-specific
Source: RefSeq, a predicted model, not a curated record
CUUCACACAGAGUAUGAUUUCUUCCAUUGUGAACAGCACUUACUAUGCAAAUGUCUCAGCAGCAAAAUGUCAAGAAUUUGGAAGGUGGUACAAACAUUUCAAGAAGACAAAAGAUAUGAUGGUUGAAAUGGACAGUCUUUCCGAGCUGUCCCAGCAAGGCGCCAACCACGUCAGCUUCGGCCAGCAGCCGGUUCCGGGGAACACCGCGGAGCAGCCUCCGUCGCCCGCGCAGCUGUCCCACGGCGGCCAGCCCUCCGUCCGGACCCCUCUUCCGAACCUGCACCCUGGGCUCGUGUCGACGCCUAUCAGUCCCCAGCUGGUCAACCAGCAGCUGGUGAUGGCUCAGCUGCUGAACCAGCAGUAUGCGGUGAAUAGACUUCUAGCCCAGCAGUCCCUAAACCAACAGUAUCUGAACCACCCGCCCCCCGUCAGUCGAUCUAUGAAUAAGCCUCUGGAACAGCAGGUGUCCACCAACACAGAGGUGUCUUCCGAAAUCUACCAGUGGGUACGUGAUGAACUGAAACGAGCAGGAAUCUCCCAGGCAGUGUUUGCACGUGUGGCUUUUAACAGAACUCAGGGCUUGCUUUCAGAAAUCCUCCGGAAGGAAGAGGACCCCAAGACUGCUUCCCAGUCUCUGCUGGUAAACCUCCGGGCUAUGCAGAAUUUCUUGCAGUUGCCGGAAGCUGAAAGAGACCGGAUCUACCAGGACGAGAGGGAGAGGAGUUUGAACGCUGCCUCGGCCAUGGGGCCGGCUCCCCUGAUCAGCACACCCCCCAGCCGCCCGCCCCAGGUGAAAACAGCUACGAUCGCCACUGAGAGGAAUGGGAAACCAGAGAACAAUACCAUGAACAUUAAUGCUUCCAUUUAUGACGAGAUUCAGCAGGAAAUGAAGCGCGCUAAAGUGUCCCAGGCACUGUUUGCAAAGGUCGCAGCAACCAAAAGCCAGGGGUGGUUGUGCGAGCUGUUACGCUGGAAAGAAGAUCCUUCUCCGGAAAACAGGACCCUGUGGGAGAACCUGUCCAUGAUCCGAAGGUUCCUCAGCCUUCCCCAGCCCGAGCGCGAUGCCAUCUACGAGCAGGAGAGCAACGCGGUGCAUCACCAUGGCGACCGGCCGCCCCACAUCAUCCACGUGCCUGCAGAACAGAUUCAGGUUCGUUUACCUUGGCCGAUCCGGUGCAGCCACGAGUAAACAGAGCUUUAAACGUAGCAGGGAGACGAGCGCAUCCCUCCUCCCUGCCAAAGGACCCCCCAGCCACAGCGUGACCCACGACCACCGCCUCGCUGUCCCCCGGUGGCCUCCCCGGCGGAGUCGGACGAGGAGAGCCGGCAGAAGGCCCGGCCGCGGACGAAGAUCUCCGUGGAGGCCCUGGGCAUCCUGCAGAGCUUCAUCCAGGACGUGGGCCUGUACCCGGACGAGGAGGCCAUCCAGACUCUGUCGGCGCAGCUGGACCUGCCCAAGCACACCAUCAUCAAGUUCUUCCAGAACCAGCGGUACCAUCUCAAGCACCACGGCAAGCUGAAGGACAACUCCGGCCUCGAGGUGGACGUGGCGGAGUACAAGGAGGAGGAGCUGCUGAAGGAUCUGGAGGAGGGCGCGCAGGACAAGGGCGCCGGCGGCCUCUUCUCCGUGAAGCUGGAGGAGGAGCUGGCGGGCCAGGGCGACACGGACCUCGGCGCCGACCUCCGGGACUGA